This is a messenger RNA of Crotalus tigris (Tiger rattlesnake), 5578 nucleotides long. It is a transcript of the gene LAMB3, whose product is annotated as laminin subunit beta 3. The record is from RefSeq and is a predicted model, not a curated record. NCBI's taxonomy places the organism in Eukaryota, Metazoa, Chordata, Lepidosauria, Squamata, Viperidae. Gene Ontology annotation, molecular function: extracellular matrix structural constituent. The coding region runs from base 186 to 3683 and encodes 1165 amino acids. Gene Ontology annotation, biological process: substrate adhesion-dependent cell spreading; basement membrane assembly; cell migration. Gene Ontology annotation, cellular component: laminin trimer. The transcript is spliced from 23 exons.
CUCCUUAUAUCAUUAUUACUACACCCACAGGAAUUUACAUCUGCAGGUAAGAUGUGUUUAAAACGGAGAGUGAAAGACUACAGUUAAAGAAGCCAGGCGAGGGAUUCCAGCUGACCCCUGCACAAAAGAGAAGGAAAAAGACAGGAUAGUGCAGGUAACUCUUGAAUGUUGUGAAGCUCAUCAUUAUGUGGAUAUUCCUUCUUCUGGCCUCUCCAUACCUCCUGGUUGCACAAAGAACCUGUCUGCAUGGGGCCUGCUACCCACAUGCACAGGAUCUUCUUAUAGGAAGAAUCCAUUAUUUGAAGGCCUCCUCCACCUGUGGACUUACCCAACCUGAAACUUCCUGUACUCCAUAUGGAGAAUGGCAAAUGAAAUGUUGCCGAUGUGAUUCCAGAAUCCCUCAUGCAUUCAACAGUCACCGGGUGGAAAAUGUUCUCUCUUCUACAGGACACAAGCGUUGGUGGCAAUCUCAGAAUGAUGUGAAACAUGUUUAUCUCCAACUGGAUUUAAACAAUAAAUUUCAGCUUGCUAAUCUCCUGCUGGAUUUCAGGAGUCCUUUGCCAGGUGGCAUGGUGAUUGAGCGUUCUACUGAUUUUGGUACAACGUGGAAGAUCUAUCAGUACUUGUCCACAGACUGUUCUACUACUUUUCCCUGGAUCCCCAAGAGCUUGCCUCAGAAAUGGCAUGAUGUCCGUUGCCAGGACAUACAGAGUCAACAUAGACAACCUCAGAAUGGGGGAAAGAUUAAGUUCAACCCUGUAGACCUUCUAUCAGGGCUGAUGACAUCUCAAAGCCAACGGAUUAACAAUCUGGCUGAAUUCACCAAUCUGAGAAUCAACUUCACACAGUUUACUCGCUUUCCACAUCAGGGGUACCGCUUACCCAGUGCUUUCUAUGCCUUAAAUGAGAUGCAGGUGGAAGGGAGUUGUUUUUGUCAUGGGCAUGCAGACCGCUGUGCUGCUCCUGAUGCCUCUUCUGGAGAGUCUAGGGCUAUGGUUCAUGGGAAUUGUGUAUGCCAACACAAUACUGCUGGGCCAAACUGUGAUCACUGUGCAUCUUUUUAUAAUGACCAGCCAUGGAGACCUGCAGAAGAUGAUAAUCCUAAUGAAUGUCGUAGAUGCAAUUGUAAUGGACAUUCCCACAAAUGUCAUUUUGACCUAAGUAUAUACCAAGCAAAUGGGGGAAAGAAUGGGGGUGUAUGUGAAGAUUGCCAGCACAACACAGCAGGGAGGAACUGUGAACUUUGCAAAAUAAACUUUUUUCGUAACCGACGCUUUGAUCUUGGCCAUCCAGAGGUCUGUCUCCCUUGUGAGUGUGAUCCAGAUGGUACUGUUCCUGAUUCUAGCUGUGACCGCUUGAAUGGUCAUUGCGUCUGUAAGGAAAAUGUGCAAGGAGAUCGUUGUCAUCUUUGCAAACCUGGCUUUACUCAGUUGACCAACUCUAACCCCCAAGGUUGCCAUGAGUGUGCCUGCAACAUCCUGGGUAGUCGCAGAAAUAUGCCCUGUGAUGAUGAAAGUGGACGCUGUUUCUGCCUUCCUAAUGUGGUGGGAGAGAAGUGUGAUGAGUGUGCUGCGAAUCACUGGAAAAUCGCAAGCGGGGAGGGCUGCUGGCCUUGCAACUGCCACCCUCAGAAUUCUCUCAGCCUUCAGUGCAACCAGUUUACAGGGCAAUGUCCAUGCAGGGAAAGUUAUGGUGGACUGACAUGCUCUAGUGUUGAAGUACAGGAAUGUCCACACCACACAUUUGGAAAUGUUAGGACUGGAUGUAGAGCUUGUGACUGCAAUUUCCAAGGCACAGAAGUAAUGGGCUGUAACAAACUGACUGGUAGCUGCCUUUGCCGCUCUGGGUUCACAGGACCCCAGUGUAACCAGUGCCAACGGGGCUACUGCGGCAACUAUCAUCACUGUGAGGCAUGCCAUCCUUGUUUCCAAGCCUAUGAUGAUGACAUUCAAAGGUUUGGUUUACGUCAGGCCGCCUUGAAAAAUUCAACACAGCACUUGCAAAUAGGGACAAUAACCUCUGGCUUCAAUAGCCGUCUUUUAGAAGUGGAAAGAAAAAUUCAGCAUAUUCAACAGACGUUGGACAAUCCCCUCAUUACUGAGCAGGGACUGGACCAGGUGGCCAAUACCAUUGCUACAAUAAGGCAGACCGUUGAAGGUUUAAGCUCUGAAAUACUUUUUGAGGAUGAAGUUUCUUCCCUGUCCAUAGAAAUGGAUGCUCUUGAUAAAAGCCUGCAUCUAAUCACUGAACAAUAUCAAAAUAAGAAGGCCGAGUUUGAAGCCAGCCGCAGCAUAGAUCUCUCAGGGGCAUUCAAGACUAUCAGGUCUGCACAUCUCACAUCCUCCAAUGCCAGUGUACGCAUAGCUGAUUCUUCUGGACUGCUUGCUCAGUCUCUGGAAAACAGGAGAAAUGCUGAAAGGCUUGAAAGUGGUCUUAUAGACCCUGAUUCAGGAUUUGAAGUACUGCAGAAUAAAAUGGCUGUCACACCCAACUUGACUCCAGUAAUUAAUAAGGUUUGCAGUGUUGUGAGAUCAGAAGUUUGCACUCCUAGUGAAUGUAUCGGGUAUCUGUGUCCUCAUCAAAAUGCAAAUGAAUGUAGCUCAGGUCUGAACUGCAGAGGGAUCCUUGCACUUUCAGGGAGUUCCAUCCAAACUGCUAGGAAAACCGCCCAAGAAUUCCGCAAUUUCAAUAGUCAACUUCAGGGGACUGAACAAAUGAUUAGAGCUGCUGAAAUAACUUCCAGCAAGAUUCAGACUAAUGCCCAAAACCUGAGGAAUCAAAUGAGCAUCAUCAGGACACAGAUAGAGGCAGACAUCCAGCGCACUCAACAGUCCAUCCGUCAAGUUCGCAGCUUCCUAACAGAUCCAGACGUUGAUGCUACCACGAUUCAGCUAGUGAGCAAUUACAUCCUGUCCCUUAAUCUUCCAAUUGACACUGGCACAAUUCUCAGUAAAAUCACUGAGAUUCAGAAUUUGAUUGCUAAGCUGCAAUGUCCUGACAGCAUCAUUGCCCAAACUGCUGGAGACAUAGCUAAGGCCAAACAGCUUCAGCGGGAGGCUGAAGAAGCCAGGAACCAGGCCAGUACUAUUGAGGGCAAUGUAGAUGAUGUGCUGCAAAAGCUGAAACAAGGAGAAAUAGCACUUCAAGAAGCUGAACUUACUAUUCAUGACUCUACUUUUCCCCUUCAGCGUAUCCAAACUCGCCUUGAUGAAAUCCAGACUAUCCUCACUCCAACUCAGGUGAAUGUGCGGGACAUCACCAAUCAACUGGAUAGUUUCACUGAGACACUUGUCCAGCUACAGCACAAGGCAAACCAGAAUCAGGUAUUGGCCGCAGAUGCUCAGCAACAAGCAACAGAAGCUCAUAAACAAGCAAAAAGCACUCAGCAGGUAUUUGAACAAUUGAAUGGCAAAUACAUUGACCUGAAGAGACGAAUGGGACAAGGGUCAAAUUUAGGCAUUCAAGGUGACCGAAUUCAAACUGCCCACACAGAGGCCAACACAUUGUUGAAUGAAGCCUUGAAUAUGAUGGCCAAAAUGGCUGCUUUAGAAACAGAGCUACAGGAGAGUAACAAUGAAUUCAUCCUCAAGUCAGCCAGGCUGGAAGGUCUGGAAAAGAAAGUGGAAACAAUUCGUGAUCAUAUCAGUCAACGAGUUGCAUAUUAUGCCAGUUGCACAGAUUAGAACAGUUUCUGCUUUUAUUUAAAAAGCUAGCUUUGAAACAUUGCUAUAGGUCAAGCUUUAGAAAAAAAAAGAAGUGGAUGUACUAAUUUAUUUCUUGUAGCGCUCCAAGACUCCCUUAUAUUUAAAAUUAACCUCUUGAAUUCAGAUGUUCUGAUAGCAUAUUUUUUAAAAAAAUGGCAGAUGUACUUUUGCAUAAAUUCUAUCCAAGCAAAAUCUGGAUUCUAGCAAGAUUAAGAAAGCAAUAUAAAUAAAUAAUGGUGUCUGUUUCUUAGAUCUCAUAGCCUAUUGUAAGACUUUUUAUUUUUUGUCCACUACUAGUUAUUUUUAGUAAUGUAAAAUAGCUGUUUGCAGAUAAACUACUGCAAGAAAUAAAUCUGACACUAAGAGAUUGGUGACCUGUAUUAGUCUAUCAAUAAAUAACUAUCAGGCAUUUAAGAACCAACAAACUUUAUUGAACAAUGUAUAUUACGUGUACUAUUCCAGAACUGACAAGUAGAAAUUAAUGAAUGAAGUAGAGAUGGUGCUCCCUUCCUUCCUGUAGAAUCAAUUCAUGCAAACUGUGCUGGAACAAAUGGCAAUGUCAACAAGCAUUCUUAGCAAAUUGCUUCUGUAUCAUGAAUUAAAGGGCCACAAGUAAGCCAGCAUGGGAUAUUUUCUGCUUCGGCCAAGUGCUCUAAGGGACUCAAUGCAAAAAUAACACUGCACACCUUGCAAUUGCUCUUUAUUCUACUGAACAAGCACAGAUGUACAAACAUGUAUCCCAACAGUUUGAUCAUGUUUAUCCACUGAUUACAGAACCUUUCUUUAAAAAUUGUUUUCCAGUUUAUAUGAAACAAUCCUCUUAAUUCAUAUAAUUCAAUCAUAUGAACUCUCAGUUCUAUGGAUGUGCUUUAAAGAAAAUAUCAGAUGUGGGCAUCUAGGAACACAGUUCUCCAUGGCAUCGUUCAAGACAGGCCUUCCCUUUCUGCACGGUUGAUAUUUGACUUGUAAGUUUUCAAUAGGAGUAUCAAGCAGCCCUUCUGAAAAGAGAGUGAAAAGUAGAAUUCAUUUGAUGUGCAUUUUAUUGGAAAAACGUUUUCCAGGAAAUCUUGGUUUCUUUUGAAAAAAAGAUUUGUAGAGAUUUGUCAUUCUUACCUAACAGAUACUGAACUAAGUUGGCAAAAACUAUAUAGUGUUGUGCAAAGUAUAAUAAUUUCCAACUGAAGGUUCAAGCAUCUGUUUUCAUUUGCUUAUUAAACUAAACUGAUUAGCAGAGUUGCUAUACUUAUUUAUGCUGUUAUUAAAAUGAUAAUUACAAAAUCUCAUAAAAAUCCAUUUCUUUUUUUAACUUAUAUUUCAUUGGGUUAUAGAAGAGCAAACAAUAACAUCAAUAAAAAUUACCAUUAUUUUGGUGAAAUCUAUAAAAGAUAUCUAAAAGCUAGUGUUGCUAAUACAAUAUGAUAGUAAAAUAGUAACAUCUAUAUAUAAACAUUCUUAAUAUUGAGAUUAUAAGUGGCAAAAACAAUAUAUAAUAUAAAAUAUGAUUAAAUAAUGGGAAAAUAACAAUUUGUCAGUUCAUAGUAGCCAUCUGGAAGAAAGCACAUCCUAGAUAAUCUUAUGGCCUGUGAUGGAAUGUAGCAAGCUGGAUUUCAAGGAGGGAAGGGGUGAAUUCCAGUGAAAUAAAUAUUUCAGAUAUUUUGUGUGAGAGAAAGAGGGUGAAGACAGUAGAGCAGGGGUCCCCACUCUUGGCCACUUUAUGACUUGUGGACUUCAACUCCCAGAAUUCCUCAGCCUUCUGGAAGUUGAAGUCCACAAGCCAUAAAGUGACCAUAAAGGGACCCCUGCAGUAGAGUGUUUAAUCUGGUAAAAUUCUAUCUAUAGGUGUGGAAACAAUAAAGAACUCAGCUUGGAAGAAU